AUGGAACUAGGUUACAGAUGGGUGUUCAUCUUGGCAGGUGUAGUUCUAGUCGCAACCUUUUUGACAGUAAUGAAGAUCUUUGUUGGAGAAAUUGUUUCAGAGAGGUUCUCUGUGUCGAGACGUAGAUUUGAUGGAGGAGAUUAUGGAGAAGAGAUGCAAGAUCCUAAAGAUUAUGUGAAGAAGUUUAGCUUUAGUAUGAUGUUGAUGAGUGUGUUGGAGAUGGAACCUGGAGAACCACUUGGUUUGGAGUUACUAAAAGAUUUCCUCACAUUUAUGAAAGGCUUUGUCUCCAUUCCAAUUAACCUUCCAUGGACACACCAUGGCAAGGCCAUCAAGGCUCGUAGCAGGAUCGCAUCCACAUUGAAACAAAUACUAAAAGAAAAGGACUCUUUUAAUGAGAUAAUGUUAUUGAAAGGAAAAUUGAGUGAUGUGGAAAAAGUGAGCAUUGUACUAGACCUUCUUUUUGCAGGUUUUGAAACAACCUCUGGACUUUUGUCUCUACUAGUUUAUUUUCUUGCUAAAUCAUCACAAGCUCUUCAAAAUUUGAAGGAUGAACACCGCGCAUUAAGGAGAAAGAAAAAAGGGGGGGAACCCCUAAAUUGGGAAGAUUAUAAGCAAAUGGAAUUCACCAUGAUGGUCAUAAAUGAAACUCUACGUUGUGGAAAUUUAGUGAAGUUUGUACUCAGGGAAGCUAUUAAGGAUGUAGACUUCAAAGGAUAUCAUAUUUCAGCAGGAUGGAAAAUACUCCCUAUAUUUUCUUCGAUGCAUCUUGAUCCAUCGUUGCAUGAAAAUCCAUCGGAGUUUAACCCUUGGAGAUGGACCGAUCCAGCCACAAGCAAAAAGGUGACCCCAUUUGGUGGUGGAUUGAGGAUGUGUCCUGGAUCCGAGCUUGCCAGAUUAGAAGCAGCUUUUUUCCUACAUCAUCUUGUCCUCAAUUACAGGUGGACAAUGAAAGAAGAUGAAUAUCCAAUGUUGUGCCCAUAUAUGGACUUCCCAAAAGGACUGAUAAUAGCUUUGGAGGCAGAAACAACUGAUCUUUAA
Messenger RNA from Solanum stenotomum, 1041 nucleotides. Its product is annotated as cytochrome P450 724B1-like. NCBI's taxonomy places the organism in Eukaryota, Viridiplantae, Streptophyta, Magnoliopsida, Solanales, Solanaceae. The record is from RefSeq and is a predicted model, not a curated record. Gene Ontology annotation, biological process: sterol metabolic process. Gene Ontology annotation, molecular function: heme binding; oxidoreductase activity, acting on paired donors, with incorporation or reduction of molecular oxygen; iron ion binding. Bases 1 to 1041 code for a protein of 346 amino acids. The transcript has 8 exons.